Monodelphis domestica (gray short-tailed opossum) is the source of this 4155-nucleotide messenger RNA. It is a transcript of the gene IQCB1, whose product is annotated as IQ motif containing B1. Gene Ontology annotation, molecular function: calmodulin binding. The record is from RefSeq and is a predicted model, not a curated record. Gene Ontology annotation, biological process: cilium assembly. NCBI's taxonomy places the organism in Eukaryota, Metazoa, Chordata, Mammalia, Didelphimorphia, Didelphidae. Gene Ontology annotation, cellular component: cilium.
GGGAGAGAGAACAGCGGAAGAGUACGCGAACUACAUGGUGUGACCAAUAGGCGGAAGGAUUUUCGGCCUUAUACUGUAAAGGGGAAGUUUCCAACGCGUGGCAUCGCUGUGGAGCAAGGAAAGGGAACCGAAGGUGUUCUCGAUGCCAAACCAAAGAGGCGGGGCUUAGGGCCCAGAGGGGGCAAGAAGAAACUUACUUGGCCCAAAUACACAGCUAGCAGACAAGUGGUGAACCCUGGAUUAGGACCCAGAUCUGUGGUGGACUAGAACAUUGAUGGUGAACCUUUUAGAAGCGGAGUGCUGUGCUGUGCCUGUGCCUCUUCUUCCCCCCCCCCCCCAACUGAUUGUGUCUUCUUUGAACUUGGCCAAUGGAACCAUAUGCACACUUAGCCAGGAUUAAAUUAACUUGUAGUGGGAAAUGGAAUCAACCACUGUGGACCCAAGGAUAUUGUCUAUAGCUGCUGAGGUUACAGAAAGCCCUGAACAAAAUGUUCCUGUUAUAUUGUUGAAAUUAAAAGAAAUUAUAAACAGUGCCCCUUUGGGAAGCUCAGAAUUAAAAAAGAUUAAGCAGGACAUUUACUGCUAUAACCUCAUUCAAUAUUGCCUAUUGGUCCUUAGAAAAGAUGGUGCCAAAAUCCAAGGUGGUUGGGUGACUAUUUCCCAGCUUGCACAGAUAUUAAGCCAAUGCUGUGUGGGCUUGGAGCCAAAAGAAGAGGCAGAAGAAUUUUAUAAUAAAUUGCUUCCUUCAGCUGCAGACAAUUUCCUAACUUUAGGGAGGCGAUUGCAAAAAUGUUACAUCAGUGCAGUUAAGGAUGAAGAAAAAGAUGAAUUCUUGUGGCAUUUCCAAAGUGUGAUAGACUCUUUGUGCUGGUUACUAGGAGGGCAUAUUCAGCUCACUAAAUAUGUACUACAAAGUGAUCAUUUUUUACAUUUGUUGCAAACGGAUGAUAUUAAAACAGGAUCUUCAAUCAUGACUGUAUUACAGAACAUAUUACAAGUCAAAAGUGGAGACUUCCUUAUGAUAAAAGAAAAAGCCUUUCAUUCCAUUUUAGAUGAACUUAUUUUUAAGCUUUCAUCUUCAACUUGUCUUGUUAUUGGAAGUGCUGCCAUAAAACUAUUGCUGUUGCUGGCCAGUUCUCAUCCAGAAAUAAUUAUGCUGCUGAAUAGCCGAUAUACAGGACUUAAAAGCAUACUAAAUAAGCAGUGCUCUGGGAAAGAAAUUGACCAAGAAGUUAAACAGCUGUUCAGUCUCUUACAUUCUGAAGUCUGCCACGAAGAUCAGAAAUUUUAUCAAGCAGCUUGCAAGAUCCAGGCUGCAUGGAAGGGUUUCCAGACUAGAAAGAGAAUGAAGAAACUUCCAUAUGCAGUGACUACUUUGCAGAGAAACUUCAGAAAUAAACGAGAAAAACAGCUACUGAAACUAAAGAAGCAGAAAGAAGAAAAGGAUCUCAAGUUACAAUUGCAACUUCAAAGACAAAGAGCCAUGAGAAUAUCCCGGGAAUGUCGGCUAAAUUUGCUAGAAAUAGUCCAUCCAGGUCAGAUGGGAAAAUACAUCCAAGAAAUGGAGGAAAAAUCUGCACUAGUUAUCCAAAAAUACUGGCGGGGAUACAGAGAGAGGAAAAACUUUUGUCAACAAAAGCAGUCUCUACAAGAGUAUAAAGCAGCUGUCAUCCUUCAGAGAGCGGCUCUCACAUUCUUAAGAAAAUGCCAUAAGAGAAAGAAAAUGUCUAAUUCUUGGCAAGGACUCCCAGGACUCACUGAUGCACGUAGAAUGGAACUAAAGCAACAUGUGGACAAUUACAUCAAACGGCACUCUGCCUCUGAAAUGUCACAUGUGGCCAGCAGGGAACUCCACACCGAGGCUCAAGAGCGGCUGGGGCACUACUUCCUAGGGAGGGCUCUAGAAGAGCGAGCGCAACAGCGAAGGGAAGCUUUACAAGCUCAGAUCAGUACCAACAUUGAGCAGCUGAUGAGUGCACCAAAUCUGAGGGAAACUACAGGACAGGAGCCUGAACUCUUCAUAAGCAGAUCUCGGCCUGUGGCCACUAGAGCCAAGCAAGCCCACCUUGCAACACUAAUGGAGAGACAAGCACCUUGGUGGAAGAAACUUGAGGAUGAGGUUGGCGAAGAAGAAGUUAUCCCAAAGGAAACUCUCAGUAUAGAUUUGGGAAGCUUAUUUAUUGGUGGAAGCAAAUCUCCCUAGAAAUUUAGCCAGGGCACUAGUCUUAAAGAGGUCUCAUUAGGACAGUAUUCUGGUGAGAUCUAUCAGCCAUCAUUAUUAGAGAUGCCAGGCUGUGGGUAAUCCUUUGGUCUCCAUGAGUCCCCUUCCUUGAGGCCCUUCAAAUAAGGCUGGUUCUAUAUUUUAAAGAGACUGUUAAUUUUUACCUCUAGAAACUUUUCUCAAUUUUCAUUUCACUUCUCCUUUAUCAUGAAUACCAAGGUGUUUUGGUGACCCUUGCUGUGAAAUUAAACACUAAUUGAUACUGUAUUUAUGUUCAGGGCAGGGCAGUUUUUUUUAAAAGAUUAUACUUUUGUAAUAAUUCUGAAAGAUUUGGCAGAAAGAUCAGUCAUUUUUCAGUUCUGUAAUUUGGAAUUCUUAAUUUUUCAUUAAAAAUAGACAUUAGGAAAAAAUAUUUUCUAAAAUUUUUGUAGAAUGACCACAUAUUUUGAAAUCUCUCUUUUUCCCCCAAAUUAUUGCUUUUUUAUACUUAAUGUUGUAAUAAGGAUUUUAUUUCAUUUCAAUAAGAGCAGGUUUUAGAUCAGAGAAAGGGUUUGUGACUUUUACACUGUUCCCUUUAAGAGGGAAGAACAGAGAGAAGCUGGCUGCCAGCCCUUUAAGGGUACAGCAUAAAACCCAGUGAAGGGAGAAUUCUGGGCUCCUGGUUUCCCUGGCAGUCUCAGGUAACAGGGGUAGUUGUUUUGAGCUUUCUCACUGACAGUGGGUGGCAGUUGAAGUGAAGGAGAGAGAAGAAGGAAAGAUUUGCCAUUAGAGUUCAGAGUUCAGUUACUGAGGGGUUUUCCUCCUCAGUUCUCUAAGGGACAGGUCUGAGACUCUGAAGCCUAUUCUCUGCAAGUACCAGAGUACAACUCUACAAGUACAACUUUCACAAACAGUUGGAUCUUUGGAGUUGAGGGAAAGAGAGGAACUGCAUUCAGUUUCUCUGCGAAAAGAAACUGAUAUUUUGAGUUUUAUAAAUUAUUAUAAGAAGAUAAAGAUUUAUUUUAGUUUAGGAUAAGAUAGAGUAUUUAUCAUCUUUAAUCAGUAAGUGUAGUUAAGUCUGGUCUGCUCUGUGGACAAGAAGAAAAACUCCAUGAGGAGUUAGAUUUGGGGGUGGUUUUUUAUUUAGAUAUUAUAGAAUAAGAUAAAUAGGUUCCUACCUAUUCCUAACUUCUAGUUUCUAUGCUCCUAUUUCCUUUUCCUACCUAAACCAUAAAUAAAUUAGAGGUGGAUUAAACUGCUCCUGGCCUUCCAUCCACUGCCUGCAAUAGGUUACUCCCUGACAACUUUAGUUACUUAAAACAGCUUAUCAAUACUAGUUAAGGUCUCAAUAUACAAGCUAUUAUUUACCUAUAACAAUACUUAAGAGUUCAGGACACAUAGUAGGUUCUCAGCUUAGGAUUUUGACUGAUGAUGUAGCUAGUAAAAUAGCCAGUAAUUUUCCCCACCACACACACACUCUCUAUAUACAUUUGAAAGCCUGUUCUGGGAGACAGUUUGCAUUUCUCUCAGCUACAAAGGGACUUGAAUUCUUGACCUUCCAAGAAGAUCUGUGAGUGUAUAGUGACACCAUUUUAACACUUUUUUUAGCAUUGUCUUUUUUUUAACCUUUACCUUCCGAUUUAGUAUCAAUAUUGUGUACUGAUUCUAAGGCAGAAGAGUGGUAAUGGGUAGGCAAUAGAGAAGUGACUUGCCCAGGGUCACACAGCUAGGACCUCCCAUCUCUAGAUCUGGCUCUCAAUCCAUUGAGCCACCGAGAUGCCCCACUCUACCCAUUUUUUUAACCUACGAAUUUUAGGAAUCACAUUCCUACAGUUUGAACAUGUUUGCCACAGUAAAACUUUGCAUAUUUUUGUAAAACAGAAUUCUAGAUUGAAGAUGAGAUGUAGCACAUUUACUAAGAAAAUAAACUAUUUUGAAAAUAUGUAACUCACAAA